GUAAUUGUAGUUUGUGUAUAAUUAAAAAUGAAUAAACAGUGUGUAAAUAUUUAAAAUAUUUGUGAUUAAAAAAAUUGAGAAUUAAAUUGAAAAAAAAUAUAUGUAUGUACAUAUAUAUGCGUAUGUAGGUAUAUUGCUAUAACCAACAUAAAAUAAAAAUCAAUUAAAUUUGGAAUUGGAAAAAAACCGCUAUAACCGUGUCAAACAAAUAAAUAAAUGUGCUUUUACUUUUUGUAGAUUAUUUUAUCGUAAAUGUGUGUUCAUUUCUUUUGAUUUAAAAAGAUAAAUUGGUUUGAAUAAAUUAAUUAUAAAUUCUAUUUAAACAUGUUCAAUAUUACAUUUAAUAGAAUUUUUAGUAAAAUUUCAAUAUUUGAAUUAAAAUUAUGAUUUUAUUUAUUAAAUGUUUGCAGAAAUUCUAUAUAUAAAUAAAUAAAAAAAGCUAAUUAAAAGUGACUUCAUUUGGUUCUUGUGUCCGUCGGGACCCUAACGAGGGCCUCAUCAUGGAUGAGGCACCUAAAAAGGGUAACCCAUCAUUAUCAAUAGAUCGGGCAGCAUUUCUUUUACUGCGUGUUAAAAAGGCAUUCAAAAGAAAGCGUCAACAAAGGAAAGAAAAAUUAGCUGCUCAACAAGCAGCAGCAGCUGCUUUCAAUUCACAAACUACUAGUAGUAGAAGUGGUCCACCACCACUUUUACGUUCAAGGACAUUGCCAGCAAUUGUAGUACCAGGAAUUUCUAUACUUCAUGCUCAAAUUGAUUCUAGUAGACUUUCAACAGGUGAAUCAACAUCAUCAGCUUAUGGUCCCCGUUUAUCUCUUCAACCGAAAUCAUCUAGAGCGUCUUUAGUUAGUGAUGAUAGUUCAUUAGAAUAUCGCCGAAAAUCAUCAGGAAGUACGCAUAGUGGACCACCUUUAUUAGGCUAUAAUAAUAAUAAUAGUAACUAUGGUAUAGAUCCAUAUAUAUAUUCGUCUGAUGAGUAUGAACGGCACGCUGAUGGAACUGUUGUACUUAGAAUACCUGCACCUCAUGUGGUGGCUGCACGUGCUUAUCGAAUGUCUGUUGGAGGUACAAGUAGUAGUGGUAGUGGUGGAUCUAACACUACUGGAACGAAUAAUAAUAAUUUUUCAUCGAAUACAAGCGCAACAGGUGGAAUUUUUAUAACACCACAUCAACAGCAAAUGACUGGAAAUAUUCUGAGCUCAACUAAUACAUCCAAUUUAACGAAUACAAAUAGUAAUAAUACAGCGUUAUACAGGUUAGCUAGAUUAUUAAAUCAAACAAAUAAAGGUGGACGACAAAGUCCUACACUAAAUGAUGAUGCACCUAGAAGAUUAUCUUGGGAAAGGAAGGAUUAUGGCAGUAAACUACCUCGAUCAGCAAGUAUUGAUUCGAUGGUUGAUACUGUAUGGAAUGAUUCACCACGACCAUCACUUAAUGUUCCUAGAAAUAGUACAACAAGCACAACAAGUGUACCAAUUUUUCAAAUGAGUUCAGUUACAUCAGCAGCCGCAGCCAAUAAUACAACACAAAAUCAAAAUUCAAAUUUAGGAUUUCAUGUACCACAACAGCCUUCACAAUUAAACAUUAACACAUAUUCAAGUUUCGGAAGCUUUAGUGUUAGUGGUUCUUUUGUUAGCCGUAGAGAGAGUUUAUUGAGCCCAUCAUCGAAUCGAAGGACUAAGCAAAAUAGAGGAAUUGCAGUGACUAAAAUUAAAUUAAGAACCGAAAAUUGUUAUAGAGACGUUAGAAACUAA
Molecule: messenger RNA, 1751 nt
Organism: Condylostylus longicornis
Lineage: Eukaryota; Metazoa; Arthropoda; Insecta; Diptera; Dolichopodidae
Product: phosphatidylinositol 3-kinase 2-like
Exons: 6
Coding region: 501-1751 (416 amino acids)
Source: RefSeq, a predicted model, not a curated record